Messenger RNA from Didymodactylos carnosus, 1470 nucleotides. The record is from the annotation of a GenBank genome assembly. NCBI's taxonomy places the organism in Eukaryota, Metazoa, Rotifera, Eurotatoria, Philodinida, Philodinidae.
AUGCCUUACCUUUUAUCACUUCCCACGUCACCGCAUCUAUCCGAUAUCAAAUCUCCUGCCACUGAUGAUAUUGACGGUGAUACUUCGUCAGUUUAUUCACAAUUAACUUCAAUUAGUCAACGGCGACAAUUACAACGACGAAAAACAUUUGAAACAGAUGAUGAACAAGACAGUACAGAUGGUAUUGAACUCGAUUGUGGAGCUGUACUCAACGAUGUUUUUCAAUCGUCUACAGCCGAUUCCCGAACAAAAUACUUGACACUUCAUGCUUUAAAUGUUUGUUAUCAAAAAUCAUUAUAUGAAUUAAAUGAAAAACUUGAACAUGUACCACAAGAACGGACCACUUAUAAUUAUCCAGUUGGAAAACGAGUAUCAGAAGAAGAUUUUUAUCCAACAAAAUAUUAUCCAGAUUGGUCUGAAAUAUUUCAAAAUUUUUGCCCUAUUAAUGAUGAUUAUGAUGGUAUUUAUCAAUUAGAAUUAUUACAAAAUGCAAACAAAGCCUUCGUAAGAAAAGAAGAAUGUUGUGAAAAAAAUUUCAUUUUAAAUUUGACCAAAUUAGUUGUGAAAGAAAUGCGCGAUAUUUGGUUAAGAUGGUUGAAAGUCGAACUCAAUGUAAACAAUGAUCGUCUACAAGAAACAAAAAAUGUAAAAACUCGAAAAUUAACACAACAGAAAAUCGAUACCUUUCAAAAUGAUAUUCAACAAUUAAAUAACAGAACAAAUUUGGAGAUAAUAUCCAAAAUUGAGCUACUUGAACAAGUUGAUUGGCAAUCAAUUGCAACAAAAAUGCGAUCCUAUAGUUAUAAGCAUGUUACCAGUUCAUCGUUAGAAUUGUUUUGGAAACGACGAUGUCAGUAUGGUCAGGAAAAUAUUUGGACAAAAGAAGAUGAUCAAUAUUUACAUACUUUAGUUGAAUUGUAUGGAUGGGGACAAUGGGAUCAAAUUGCACAAGAUCCACAUUUUCAAAAUAAAAAAUCACCUUUUAUGUUAGCACAACGAUAUAUGACAAUCGAUAAUGUUAAACAUGCUAAACGACGUUUUACGCCUGAUGAAAAAUCUCAGUUAUUGAAAAUGUACAAUGAACGAAAACAGAAACAAGAUUAUCGAUUUUCAAUCAGUUCAGGUAUAUAUUUUAAUAGUCAUAGAAAGAGAGAACAGUUAAAUUGAUGUGUAAUCUGACGAGAGAACAGUCCCAAGUGAUCCAUCCCGAUUCAUUUGAUAUUUUACUGAUCGAUAGGACUAAUUGGUCUAAUAAAAAUCCAAAAAAGGGCUCGUUCCCAUGCGACUUCGUUCACGAGUUAUGAUCGAUUUAGUGAUAUUCGUCUUUUUGGUAUAUUUACUAUCAGUAAGGGGACACCUUCUAUAUCCUGAUCGGGAUAUAUAUCCCGAUUGGGAUAUAGCUAUAUCCCGAUCAGGAUAUAGAAAAAAAGUAGUAUCCCGAUCGGGAUAUAAAACACGAAAUUUCGUCGU